AGAGUGACCACAGGAGGUUCUGAGUAUUUAACACCACAGCACACACACUCAAAGACCCGCACACACACUCUCAGAUCCACUCAGCCCAGCACCCGGUAACACUACUGCUGCCCAACAUGGUGAUACGAAGUGAGGUUCUGGUUCUGGUUCUGCUGUUGGGAUCAGCUGUUCGGUCGUUUAAACUGGACGAGUUAAUAAAGUAUGUGGACUCUCACGAGGAGGAGUAUGUUCAGGCACUUCGGGAGUGGGUUGCUGUGGAGAGUGAUUCCAGCGAUGUAACAAAGCGGGAGGAGCUUCACCGAAUGAUGGACAUGGUAGCAGAAAAACUGAGGAAGAUAAAAGGAACGGUGGAGCUAGUGGACAUCGGCUCACAACAGUUACCAGACGGUAGCUCCUUGGCGUUGCCGAAAGUGGUGGUGGCGCAGUUCGGCAGCGAUACGAACAAGGCGACGGUGUGCGUUUACGGACAUGUGGACGUUCAGCCGGCGAAGAAGGAGGACGGAUGGGCCACGGAACCGUACAACCUUACCGACAUUAACGGGAACCUGUACGGCCGCGGGGCGUCCGAUAAUAAAGCUCCGGUUCUGGCCUGGAUCCACGCUGUGGAGGCCUAUAAAGCUCUGAACCUGGAUCUACCGGUGAAUGUGAAGUUUAUAAUCGAGGGGAUGGAGGAGACAGGCUCUAACGGACUGGACGCCAUGAUUGAGUCUAAGAAAGACUCGUUCUUCUCGGAUGUGGACUACAUCAUCAUCUCAGACUGCGGCUGGCUCAGCAAACGACCCGCUCUGACCUACGGUACCCGAGGCAACUGCUACUUCUUCGCUGAGGUGGAGGGUCCAAAGCAGGACCUUCACUCCGGCGUGUACGGAGGGACGGUGAUAGAGCCAAUGACUGACCUGAUCGGGAUAUUGGACACAAUGAUCAGCCCCAGCGGGACCAUCCUGAUCCCCGGUAUCAGGGAGGCGGUGGCGCCGUUCUCCGACGAGGAGUGGAAGAUGUACCAGGACAUCGAGUUCGAUGUGGAGAGCUACAGGACCAAGAUGGGGGUGGAGCAGCUCAUGUACAGCAACAAGGUGGAACUGUUGGCUCAUCGCUGGCGUCACCCCACCGUCUCCAUCCAUGGCAUCGAGGGGGCGUUCUCGGCCCCCGGAUCCAAAACCGUCAUACCUGCUAAAGUCAUCGGCAAGUUCUCCAUCCGCCAGGUACCAGACAUGGACCCUGCAGUGGUGGAGAAACAGGUGAGUGAUCACCUUCACGCUGUCUUCGCCAAGAGAAAGAGCCCCAAUAAACUGAAGGUCACCAUGAUCAUUGGUGCCAAACCCUGGCUGGCAGACCUCAAGCACCCACUGUACCACGCCGGCAAAGCAGCCGUCAAGAAAGUGUUUGAUAUGGAGCCGGAUCUGAUCCGGGAGGGCGGGACGAUUCCGAUCGCCAGGACGUUUCAGGACGUGACGGGGAAGAGUAUCAUCAUGCUGCCGAUUGGAGGCUUCGACGAUGGACUUCACUCCCAGAACGAGAAGAUGAGCAGGUAUAACUACAUCGAGGGGACGAAGCUGUUCAUCGCGUAUUUGCAGGAGGUGUCUCAGAUCAAAGCGACCUGAUCAUCUUUAAUUUACUGAUUAAUAACUUUAAUAUCAGCUUUAAUAUCAGAAUUUAUAUUCUCUACACUGUUUCAAUGCAGAACUCUGCUGAUCCAAAUACAGAAUUAAACUUCUUUUAUUAAAUAUAAA
This is a messenger RNA of Astyanax mexicanus (Mexican tetra), 1730 nucleotides long. It is a transcript of the gene cndp1, whose product is annotated as carnosine dipeptidase 1. Gene Ontology annotation, molecular function: metallodipeptidase activity. Gene Ontology annotation, biological process: proteolysis. Bases 117 to 1601 code for a protein of 494 amino acids. The transcript has 12 exons. Gene Ontology annotation, cellular component: cytosol. NCBI's taxonomy places the organism in Eukaryota, Metazoa, Chordata, Actinopteri, Characiformes, Acestrorhamphidae. The record is from RefSeq and is a predicted model, not a curated record.